CGCGCGUGCAGUCCCGGUGCCGUGUCACCUGCUCGCUCCGUUUAAUCACCGACAUGAAGCGAGUCUCUCUCAGUUGUAAAAUAUUGGGUCUUAAUUAAGCUCCAGAAACACGUCCUGAGGAUGUCCAACUCCAGCUUGUCCAAUCACAGCUCAUUUCAUGGAAACCUGCACAGACCCGUGACCGUCUUCAGCGUCCUGACCUUCACCUUGUUGGCCAUGCUGGUUUUGGCGACAUUCCUAUGGAACAUGCUGGUACUUGUGACCAUCCUGAGGGUCCGCACUUUCCAUCGCGUUCCUCACAAUCUGGUGGCCUCCAUGGCCAUUUCGGAUGUCAUGGUGGCUGGACUGGUGAUGCCCCUGAGCCUUGUCCGGGAGCUUUACGGCCGCCGGUGGAUCCUCGGGAGAGCUCUCUGUCAAAUGUGGAUCUCCUUCGACGUGCUCUGCUGCACGGCCAGUAUCUGGAACGUUACCGCCAUCGCGCUCGAUCGCUACUGGUCCAUCACACGGCACCUCGAGUACACUUUGAAGAGACGCAAGAGGAUCUCCAACGUGAUGAUCGGACUCACGUGGAUGCUCUCCUCCAUCAUCUCCUUCUCGCCGCAGUUCGGAUGGGGAGAAACUUACUCGGAGGAAGAGCUGGAAUGCCAGGUGAGCCAGGAGCCGUCCUACACCAUCUUCUCCACCUUUGGCGCUUUCUAUUUGCCGCUCUGCGUCGUGCUGUUCGUCUACUGGAAGAUCUACAAAGCAGCCAAAUUUCGCAUAGGAUACAAGAAGAACAACACCGUUACUCCAGCUCCGGAGGCUGUCGAGGCCAAAGAGGCGACUCGGCAGCGUCCUCAGAUGGCGUUUACGGUCCGUCACGCAACUGUAACAUUCCAGACAGACAGUGAGACGUGGCGGGAGCAGAAGGAACGCCGCGCUGCGCUGAUGGUCGGAAUCCUGAUCGGCGUGUUCGUCCUGUGCUGGAUUCCCUUCUUCCUGACCGAACUGAUCACGCCGCUCUUCUCGUGGCACGUACCACCUGUCUGGAAGAGCGUCUUCCUCUGGCUUGGCUACUCCAACUCGUUCUUUAACCCGCUCAUAUACACGGCCUUUAACAAGAACUACAACAGUGCCUUCAGAAACCUCUUCAACAAGCAGCGCUGAUGUGAUGAACGAUCACGAUUUAACAAGAUGCUAACUUUAAUUAUUAUGUCUGCAUAAUAAGUUACUCAUACUAGCUUAGUUACUAAAUGCAGGAGGAGAACAUCACCCUGAGGGAGCUCUUCAGCUAGUGCUAAUGCUAAGUAGAAACGGAAACUAGCAAGCUAGCAAACCGGCAUGAGUGUG
Molecule: messenger RNA, 1329 nt
Organism: Clarias gariepinus (North African catfish)
Lineage: Eukaryota; Metazoa; Chordata; Actinopteri; Siluriformes; Clariidae
Gene: htr5aa
Product: 5-hydroxytryptamine (serotonin) receptor 5A, genome duplicate a
Exons: 3
Coding region: 121-1146 (341 amino acids)
Biological process (GO): adenylate cyclase-activating adrenergic receptor signaling pathway
Cellular component (GO): plasma membrane
Molecular function (GO): G protein-coupled serotonin receptor activity
Source: RefSeq, a predicted model, not a curated record